This is a messenger RNA of Nymphalis io (European peacock), 3165 nucleotides long. RefSeq names its product glycogen-binding subunit 76A (gene Gbs-76A). The transcript is spliced from 2 exons. Gene Ontology annotation, molecular function: glycogen binding; protein phosphatase 1 binding. Gene Ontology annotation, biological process: regulation of glycogen biosynthetic process. The coding region runs from base 395 to 2074 and encodes 559 amino acids. Lineage: Eukaryota; Metazoa; Arthropoda; Insecta; Lepidoptera; Nymphalidae. The record is from RefSeq and is a predicted model, not a curated record. Gene Ontology annotation, cellular component: protein phosphatase type 1 complex.
GUCGUGUUGUGUAAAGUCGAUUAGGUGACUAGAAUUGGUGUUGUGUGAUGCGGAGCGCAGCGGAUCCGGCGCCCGGCGCUCUGUGCUUAUAUCAAUUCAUUCGUCUCACGCGCCGGCAUCGGGUGGCCGUGCAUAUCGACACGUCAUUCCGAAUUUAGUAACUACCCGCAAAUUAAUCAAAUUUUAUAUAAUUAAUAAUAAAAAAUAAUAUUUUAAAAUAAAAAAAAAACAACGGACCGAUUUGAAAUCAGUCGAUUGCUGAGUGUGAUUUAUCUGUAGUGUCAUAAUUAUCGAAUGGUGUGUUAAUAAAUAAACGUAUUUAUUUAUUUGUUGUGGUACAGUAAAAAAUCAUAGUGGUGUUGUCAAAGAGAUUGUACACAAGAAUAAUUAUUACAUGAGUUCUCAGGAGUUAAAGAUGUCUCUGGAACAUCAAAUGCCGGUGCUGAUAAAAAAGACGCAGAUGAGCGGUGAUCGUGCCGGAUCACAGUGCGGUCUGACAUCUUUGCUCCCGAUGUCGUGUCGCGGUCGGGCCGCUGCAUUCGCUCGGGACUUACACUCACGACUACGCAGUCUUGGCGCUACAGAGGAGAAUGGCUGUGAAAAUAACUGGCUUUCUACAGGGGACAGUUCCACUCAUCGACCUUCCAGUUCCACACACUCGCAACGGGACCUUUAUGAUUUUGAAUUAGAAUGCGAAAGUCCGUCAAGUCCUGUUGAUGGCUUUGAGUCAUCUUUUUCAGAAAGGCAAAAUGAAACCAGAGAUCCGCCAUUUUACGAUGUCGAUACCGAAUCAGAACUUAAAGAGAAAAGUAAAUUAAUGCUAAAACAACCAGACAAGGGGAAGAAUGGAUUUAAAUUUUCAACAGCAUUUUAUACAGAAUCACCGGUUAAGCUCCAACCAGGAUCGAAAGAAAAUGGUCACGUUGAUAAGCCCUUAUAUUCUCCUAUAACUUUUGAAGGUUGUGCCCGACACAAUAGUUGCGAUGAAAGCGAUAGUGCAAUACAACAUAAUUCAGUUAUAAAGUCAGAUCGAAGUUUGAUUCCACAUUUAAAUUCAGCCAUAGACAGCGACCCUGAAUUUGAAUCAGCGAAAAGCGAUCCUUCUGUUAGCAUUGAUGAAGUGAAUCAAUCUACAAAAAAUCAUAUAACAGAAGGAUUUGAAGAUGUAUCAAUUACUGACAAUGAGACCCUCAACGAACAAGAAAAAAUGUCAACAGCAAGCGUUGGUGAUCAGAAUUUAAACGAAAUUAACAUAUGUGUAAGUAAUGGGCUAACAGAAAUAGUUACCAGUGAAGUUCCUAUUGAUAAAGACCUAUCACCUGAUCCUGAAAUUGACCCUUCGUUGCUUAACGCUGAGACUAAAACAGAAGAUGAAUCUGAAGAUGAUAAGCCACAACGAGUACGCCGUUGCUCAUCAUUAAAAACAGGAAAAACACCCCCUGGUACUCCGGGUCGUAAAAAAAUUGUGCGCUUCGCCGAUGUGCUAGGGCUCGACUUGGCAGAUGUGAAGACGUUUAUGGAUGAAAUACCAGUUAUUCCAAAGUCUGCGUACGAUGAUCUCUCUGGUUGUGACGUUCAUAAUUCACCACCAUCGCGACCUCCACCGCGACUCGGUGCAUUAACUUUAGUUCCUUUAUUCCAACUAACGCGUGACGUAACAGAGAAAUUAGAAAAACAAACUGUAUGCUUGGAAAGCUCAAGAGUCUGCGACGGAGUCCAUGUCACAAUUUGCGGCUCAGUGCGAGUACGAAAUUUGGAUUUUCAUAAGACUGUUCACAUUCGCUACACUAUGAACCGUUGGAGAACUUACACAGACCUACAGGCAACUUAUGUACAAGGUUCAUGCGAUGGUUACUCAGAUCGUUUUCAAUUUGUUUUGUACGCACCCUGCAUUUCUUCCGGACAAAGAUUAGAAUUGGCAGUGAGAUUUCAAUGUAAAGGUCAGCAAUUCUGGGACAGCAACAAUGGAACUAACUACUGUUUCGAUUGUUUAGCUCUCGGCGCAGCGCAGCCUGCACUAUCAUCGCCGGGGACGCUCCACCCUACCGUGGACUGGCACCCGUCUUUCUACUGAAUUAGUGCCUAACGCGAAAGGUGUAGCGUUUAUGUUGAGCGUCGGUGGCGAACGAUCGGGAACGAGGAGUCCGGCACGUCUCGGUCCAGCUGUGUGUAUGCAGAGAGGCUCGCGGAAGCGCCCGUUGCCGGUCACAUUCCUGUGCCUGUAUAAAUUGCGGCUGCAAUAUUGUUCGUUUGCAUAUGAACUUAAAUUAUUGAGGCUUCGUAUAACUUUUGUGAUAUACAAUUUAGUUUAGGCGUAGGAUAUGUAAACAUGAGCGUUUGACUCGUUUAGAGUGCCAUUUGCCGUAACGAUGUUUAUUUGUAGAAUUUUUUGUAUGUACUAUUAAUUUGUAGUACAUCGUCCCUGUGGACAAUAAAAAGCAAUAGUAGGUACUGAAGAGUGUGCCGAGCGAGGUGCGAGCCGCCCUCACUGUUUCUUUGUAUAUAGAUCGAGAGAUAAAUUCUGAAUGAUAUUAAUUAAUAUUUUAAUAAAAAAAUUUACGAAACUAUUAGUCAUAUUAAAUAUCUUUAUCUCGAAAAUAAAACUAGUUAUCAAGGUUUUAGUCACAUUAAUUACGAAAUUAGAUAAAUAAAUAUACGAAUAAAAAAUAUGAAACUAUAUUACAGAAUUAUUAUACUUGUUAGUUUUUUUACGAUGUUUUAUGAAUUGUUACAAACGUUGUCUACAUCGAUGUCAGUUAUAAUUAAGUGUCCUUACUGUCAACCCUAAUACUGUAUGUGCUGUACUAAGUAGGUAAUGUAAAAUGUUAUGAAAUCGAUGUAAUAUUUUCUAUUUUUUUAAAUACAGAAUCAUGACAACUCGAUACAUAAUGAAUACAGGGGAUUUAUUAUUUGUUACGAGUAUAUUUGAUUUUGAGAUUCUAUUUUUAAAAUGAGACUAAUAGAAAUAACGGAAUUAAAUUAUUAUUAUUAAUAUUUAUAACAAUGAUUUUUAUUUUGUAUGUACCUGAAAUCUUGUAAUGUGGCCAUAUUAUUGAUUACUUUAUAAACGCGGAAACGCUAUUCUAUUGGAUUUUUUUAGUAUUGUUAUUUUUGACACCUGUUUUAGCAAUAAAUCUACGAAUAAAUGAAUGUGCAUAAUAUCAU